This is a messenger RNA of Penicillium odoratum, 708 nucleotides long. RefSeq names its product PSME3-interacting protein. Lineage: Eukaryota; Fungi; Ascomycota; Eurotiomycetes; Eurotiales; Aspergillaceae. Gene Ontology annotation, cellular component: nucleus. The coding region runs from base 1 to 708 and encodes 235 amino acids. The transcript has 2 exons. The record is from RefSeq and is a predicted model, not a curated record.
AUGUCUUCAGGAUUCGUAUCAGCUGGAACCACCGAUCAACCGAUUGAGCGGGACGACGAAUGGCUAAAAGUGCAACAAGAGCUAGAGGAGGAGCGGCGACAGAAGGCCGAGAUUGGCAAGCAGAAUGACGGCAAAAGUCUAUUUGAGGUUCUCCAGCAGAACAAAAUGGCGAAGCAGGAACAGUUUGAAGAGAAGAUACGGCUAAAGAACCAGUUCCGGUCGCUCGAUGAAGACGAGGUGGACUUCCUAGACUCUGUGCUGGAAUCGACCCGCGCCCAGGAGGCAGCGGUGAAGAAGGAUACGGCGGACCAGCUAGAGGCGUUUCGCAAGCAACGGGAAGAAGCCGAGAAGAGUGCCUUGGGGCCUACAUCUUCGGAGGUUACACCAGCGGAAGAGGAGGAGUGGACAAUUCCAGCGCGCAAGAGGCGACGCGAGAAGAGAGAUUUGUUGCUGCCAGGCAAGAAGCGGAAGGCAUCUAUGGAUAGCACCGAUUCUAGAAAGGAACAGACGAAGCCUGGUAGUGGUUCGGUUGCGAAAACCGAGGAGACCAAGGACUCAAAACCCACACAAGAUACGAAGAGCUCAAAGACACCCAGUGUCGCGAAGACGUCUGCAGGUCCGGACAAGUCAAAGACUACACAGGCUCAGCCAAUCAAGCCAGCAUCCCUCGGACUGGUCGGAUACGGGUCCGAUACGGAUUCGGAAUAA